AUGUCGCUGCUAAUUGUGUUUACCGCAAUUGGAAUCAUCGCCGCGGCCUAUCGCGUGUUUUACUUCUUCCGCCCAUUCAUAACCUACUUUCUGUUGCGAUUCUUCCUCUCCAAACGGACAGACCUGAAAAAAGCGGGCGACUGGGCUAUCAUAACUGGUGCGACAGAUGGUCUCGGCAAAGCAUUGGCCCACGAGUUGGCCCGAGAUGGAAUGAACAUUUUCCUUAUAAGCCGGUCAACCGAAAAACUAACCAAGGUGUCCAAUGAAAUCGAGUCCCUUUUCAAAGUAAAGACCCAAAUUUUCACCGCCGACUUCACCACCGUAAGUUCUUUGUUGAAUCUGCCCUUGUAGCUUAGAAUGUUUAUGCAUGGGUAACACGUCUUCGCUUUCCGAGUUGGCUUUCUUUUGAAAUUAACUUCAUAAUAAACGCAUACAGGUAGCAGCUUGUUGACAGUCUGAUAAAGCUGAUUAAAUUAACAAGCGGUUGGCGCGGCCGAUUUUGGUUGUUCGUUUGUGCAUGCAUGCGCUCGCCAUGGCUGUCCCAGCCGGUGAAGAUAAUGUUGCUGCUUAUACCUCUGCUCACGUAAUGAUCUGCGGCAACGAAACUGGGCUGCUCGAGCCAUGCUCUCUUGCAUUUACGAAGACCAAAUACUGACGGGACGAGGUGACCAGAUUUUGAGUUGAACUUUUCGAUGCCUUCUGAUGGGUAACGGCACCGACUCUGGGGCGGCAUCACUGAACUCGAACGAUGUAGCAGCGAGUGGAGACUGUCUAAAUCGAACGAACUCGAUGUAUUUCCCCCGAGGCAUGCUUUUUAGACAAUUGUGGUCAAACAUCUCCAGCCUUUGUUCAUUGUCCACUUGCGUAGCUCUGCACUCACAGGACAGAUCGAACAGAUGCCCGGUACGCAUGCAUGUUUGUAGCGAUGGCUGUCAUGCUAAGUCUGUAAAAAUCUUCUUGGGAUUGUGAAAUCCCGCGGCUAGCAUUAAUUCGCGAUACAGUUUCGUUCGUGCAUGCUUGCACCUGCCAUGGAUGUCCCAGCCGGUAACGAUAAUGUUGCUGCUUAUACCUCUGCACACAUAACGAUCCGCGGCAACGAAACUGGGAUGCUUGAACCAUGCUCCCUUACAGUUACGAAGACUAAAUACUGAUUGUCUAAAAAGUAUUCCCAUGCACUGACGGGAGGGGGUGACCAGGUUUUGAGUUGAACUUUUUGAUGCCUACUGAUGGGUAACGGCAACGACUCUGGGGCGACAUCACUGAACUCGUAGGUUGAACGAUGUAGCAGCGAGUGGGGGCUGUCUAAAUCUAAACGAGCUCGAUGUAUUUCAUCCGAGGGAUGCUUCUUAGACAGUGGUGGUCAAGCAUUUCCAGUCCUUGUUCAUCGUCCACCGGCGUGGCUCUGCAUUCAGAGGACAGACUAAAUGUUUGUAAUGAUGGCUGUCAUGCCUGGUCUAUAGAAACAUUUUUUUGGAUUGGGAAACCCUGCGAGUAGCAUUGAUUCGCGAUACAGCUCCUUCCUUACUCGAAGUACUUGAGACUUUCAGUGUCCCAAUUUUGGCAUUUAUUAAUCCUAAGGGGUGCCUUCUGGUAACCAGAAAUGCAGCCCGACAGCACCUUAGAUUUCCGAGAGUUUAGGGGUAAACGGAUUAGCCUGACGAGUUUAUUCGCCUACAACACCUGAGUCUGUAGGUCUUCAUUGCGUGACGCUAGCAAGGCGGUAUUGUCAGUGUAGUAAAAGUUAGUCUGUCGGCUCGUGAAUACUAAUUUGACACCAUCGGAACCGCGUAAAGCACUUUCGGUAAUCCAGUCAAAGUGUGUUUCUACAUUAUGGGUUUUAGAAUCCAGUCCUGUCGAAUGCCUUCAUAUCAGAAUUUUCGCAAUGAUGCAACGAUAAUGGACCCUGAUCAUGACGAAAGUUUUGCCGGAACAUCGUCUGACUGCAUUAUCCGACACAGGGGUUCAUUAUGGACGGAAUCGAACGCCGCAUAAAGGCAGACGACUGUCGGUUGCUGGUGGUACCGGUUGAAUUCUAGGAUGCUCCGCAGUGUAGGUCUCUGAUCAGUGCAUCCACGCCCAGCGCGGAAGCCGGCUUGUUUAAUUCUUUACCUAUUUCUAACUGCAUCUAGAAGCCUUCUGGUAACCACAAUGGCGAAGGUCGUUACGGCAUUGUCAUUGAGGCCUGUGUUGUGGUAGUUCUGUCCCUUUGUGUCUGUCUUCAGGAAGAGGGUAAGACAAAGAUAGCUGAGUCCCAGUCAUUAGGGACGAGCUCAGUCACCUCGUCGCGUUGACAUUUCUUCCGGAGAAAAGCGGUCGCAGGACACUGUGCAGGAUGUAGAGGGAUGAAACUGCUGCGGAACAGAGACUAAGCUAAUGGCUUGGCAACCUUGGUCGAGUCCUAAGCUUUGAGACAACCACCCACAUCACGAACAUAGUUACUCACUGCAGAACGCCCAUCACUAAAUUGGCUAAUAAUUUGGCAAGUCCUUCCAGUGUCUCUGAUGUUUAAAUUCGGCCUUUUAGAGGUCGCCACGAAAACCCCAUAGAUUCUGCGGUAAUCUUUAGCCGAUUUUGCUGUCAUGAUUUGUGGUUAACGACUCUAACUGUCCAGACAGAUAACUGUAAGAUCCCUGAGUACAUUUGAUCACUGCAGCGCCUUAAACUGGAGUCGUAAAGCGAGGCCGGAUUUCUGUUUGAUUGUUUCCAGAAAUUUAACCCCCGACCAUGCCUACCAGAAGAAUCUUGUGGGUCUCUGUGAUAUAGGGUAAAGUUGAAGUUGACCCUGUGGGCCUGAGUCUCGGAUCCGGAUUCCAAGCAGACAGCAGACAUUCACGUUGUACUCAUAAACCCUAUGCAUUGCCAGACUUUGUGCACCAGGGUGGAGGAGCGUUUGCAUAUCCCAGCGUCCAAUGACAAGUAUCCGUUUCCGAUUGCCUAGUUCAACUCGCGUACCAUUCUCCCGCACCAUUACACCAGGGUUUCGGAGCGCGUCGGUCCCUGCGGUCAAAGCACUAGUGCUCAAGUCGGGCAUUUCCACCAGGUUUCUUGGGAAUAUUGCAAACAGACAGUUUUUAAACAGCCACUCGAUCUGUUUGUUCGAGGUUAUUCCUACGGUAAGAGCUGUGGAUUAAGGCAACGAUGACAAAUCAACUUAUUUAUUCGCAGUUCAAGGUCACCUUGUCUUAGGGUCUCCAUCAGGCUUUGAUGUGAACGCACCAGAUGGCCAGCAGUUAAGCUACCGGCUGAACUUCUCUUCCCCAUUCGCUUUGUUGAUCGUCACUCACGGUGUCUUUCUGCCCAGAGAAUAUGACGGAAACCUGAAUUUCGUAUUGCGAUGUGACCUAGAAUUGUCAUGCUCCUUCAGCAACUAGUUGUAGCAACCCUCUUCCCGCAGAUCUUGUUCAUAUUGUGCUGCCUUCUUGCUCCACCAUGGAUGCGUCGUUCAUUGACUUUCCUUCCUUUUCUUCUUCUUUCUUUUCUUCUUCUUCUUCUUCUUCUUCUUCUUCUUCUUCUUCUUCUUUUAGACCGACUUUUAUGAAAAUUUGAGGCUGAAAAUUGAAGAACUUUCCUCAGUUUCCAUUCUCAUCAAUAACGUCGGCAUCUCCUACUCCCAUCUGGACGCCCUGGCCACAUGCGAUGAUCUGACUCUCAAGAAACUGCAGGAUGUGAUUGUCUGCAACGCAACGUCAACGACUUGCAUGACCCGCAUUACCCUGCCAAAGAUGCUAAGUUCCCCACCACCGGCUGGCGUCCAUCGCUACAUUGUCAAUAUUUCGUCAGUCACUGGUUGCUUUCCCACCCCUUACCUUUCUGUUUACGCUGGCGCCAAGGCCUUUAUAAAUAAUUUUACCGCCUCAUUAGCUGGCGAAUUAGAAGGCACCUGUGUCAAGGUGCAGGCUAUUAUGCCCAGCAUUUUAGCGACUGGCUUGUCAAAAGUCGAGCGUCCGAACUUAAUUGCACCCGCUCCUUCCACUUUUGCGGCGUCGGCCCUGUCUAUGUUGGGUGUAAGAAGAGACAGUUGCGGUUACCUUCCUCAUGAGAUGUUCCUAACCUACAUUCUAGCCCUCCCCGCAUGGCUGCGCGCUGUCAGACUUGAACGAUCUUUUCAGCGCGUUCGAGACAUAAGCUGCGAGCAUCAAAAAUCGAAGGAUUUAUAAGCACACCGCCAGCGUUUCUUGCUUUUGCAACUGUUUGUACUUGUUAUCGCGCGUUCUCGCCGCUUGGACCAUAUUUCACUUCCUUACCGCCCCCCCCCCCCAUUAUCCCCCACACUCCUUCCUGCGAAUGUUUCCUUUCUGCAUGAAUGAAUACAGGCUUGGUCUUCAUGAGGACCUCUUAUCAAGGUCUUUUUCCGUCGUUGAAGUGCAGUCGGAUUGUACUAAUUACAGUUUGUUUCUUCUGAUGCUCGGGCUUUUAAUGCUUGCGCUCCUAUCGUUAGCGGACUGCAACCACGUCAUCUAAUCGUUUUCCGUCGUCAGUAUUGUAGUUUGAAAAAUCCAUGCGGUAAUUCGCCCUUUACGGGGAUCCGCACGAGGUCGGAUAGUAGGCAAGCCCCUCUGUUGACUCCUAUUCGUCGUGUAACAGGGCUCGUCGGAAAUCCCAGGAAGUCUACAGUUAUGCGUCAAUCAAACUGGUAACUGGCCCCUUUUAAAGGUCGUAACGACCUGCUGUAGUGAAGACUAUCAGACAAGGCAGUGCUACGUCUGUCGAAUAAGCAGUCACGAAUUAAUAGCACCGCUGUUAACUUACCUUCAUUAAUCACCAACAAAUCCAACGAAGGCUGAUGAGGUAGUGUGGUAUGGCACUCUGGAACAGUCAUGAACGAAUUUCUAGCGCUUUAAAUACGUCUCGUAUAAUUUCAAAUAAGCUGUAGGCUGAGACCUAGUCAUCUGCUCAGGAACUCACACCGUCUGUCGUGCUUCUGUGCCUCAGCAAUCACGUCGGUUAGCAAUAUACAUUAAUCGACAUUCCCGCAUCCACGGUCCACAGCAAGCACUUUCCAACUGGGAUUUUCCUACUUAACAUCGUGGUUCCUAAGAAAUCUAUUUUGGCCUUGAGAUUCGUCGCCGCGAUCUACAGUAUCAGGUCACUGCGAGUUCGUUCACACGUACCUAAGGCGGCGCAGUGACCAGGUGCUGGCUUUUCGAAAUGCCGAAGACGACAAAAUCCUGAUAGGGGAGUGCUGAGGAGUACCACAACUGUCAGGCGAAAUUCCGAGGGAAGACACUCAAAGGGGAGUCUUGUUGUGUGCAGAGCCCUGAUUUGCCGUCUCUGGCAACCGGCGAGGUUAGGAUGUGCGCUGAGGGUGUUAAGUCAUUCCCGGGAGAGUGUGGGACUGUGCUUUCGACUGUUUCGAUAAAUGCGUCGGAGCUGAAUCGAGGCCUUAUCUUGCUGUGUGUUUAAGUGGGGCGUGUACGUUUGUGACUGUUUAGGCGCACGCCCGUUCGGGCUAAAUUUAUUUUCUAGUGGUCGCGGGGCAACGUGUCUGGGAUAAGGUGAGGCUGUUUUGCGGCAGGAAUUUUUACAGUAUAACUAACCCACCCCCGAGUUGCUUCA
Spirometra erinaceieuropaei is the source of this 5556-nucleotide messenger RNA. NCBI's taxonomy places the organism in Eukaryota, Metazoa, Platyhelminthes, Cestoda, Diphyllobothriidea, Diphyllobothriidae. The record is from the annotation of a GenBank genome assembly.